Brassica oleracea var. oleracea is the source of this 523-nucleotide messenger RNA. RefSeq lists its product as uncharacterized. NCBI's taxonomy places the organism in Eukaryota, Viridiplantae, Streptophyta, Magnoliopsida, Brassicales, Brassicaceae. Bases 5 to 346 code for a protein of 113 amino acids. The record is from RefSeq and is a predicted model, not a curated record. The transcript is spliced from 6 exons.
AGCGAUGGACGAGCAAGAGUUUCGCAGCCGUCUCCAACUAUUCCCCGUCGUGCGCUCUCGCGACUACCGUGCUGAUUUAGAUUCUUCAAGUUCAAAGCAAUCAACUUCACUCUCAGUUGUUGAGCGAGAGGAGGUAAGUGAAUGGCACGAUGCACCCAGCGUUGUUGAGCGGGAAGACUUGAAAGAUCAAGAUACAUUCUGGGAUCAUUUGAAAGCGGCUGCUGAGAAGAAGGUUGGUGAGGUUGAAGCAGAGAGAUUUUGCAAGGCUUUCGAGAAACUUCACAAGAAACUUGUGUAUGAAGAGCUGAAUCCAGAAGCUGCAAAGCGAUACUUAUUAAAUUCUUAAAUUCACGUCUUAAUUACUAUAUGCUUCCAAAGGUUUUGAUUGCGUGGAGAUAUUUCGACUCUCUUUUUCUUUGCUUUUUGAUUAUCACAAUUAGGUAUGAGUGGUCAAAAAUCUCUUCUCGUGUUCAUCUAAUUAUGAUUCUCAUCUUAUAUGGUAGAGAAAGUGAUGUUUGAGACA